Brenthis ino (lesser marbled fritillary) is the source of this 738-nucleotide messenger RNA. NCBI's taxonomy places the organism in Eukaryota, Metazoa, Arthropoda, Insecta, Lepidoptera, Nymphalidae. The record is from the annotation of a GenBank genome assembly.
AUGGAGGUUGAAAAUAUUAAUGUGGACGAAUUUUUGCCCGCCAAAAACCCAGUGAAACUCAAAAAUGUAAAAAAAAAUGUCGCUCCAGAAUCUGGUGAGGGCAUGGAUGUAGAACAACAAAAUAAUGAGAAGAAGAAAUCUAAACGUCAAUCAAAGUUAAAGAAAAUAAAAAAAAAUGCUGAGCCAAAUGAAAGUAAGGUUAAUAUGAGGAAAGUUGCUGUACCAGCUCACAGAUACACACCAUUAAGAGAGAAUUGGUUAAAGAUUUUCACACCAAUUGUUGAACAUCUUCUACUUCAAGUUCGUUUCAACACAAAAAGUCGUAAUGUUGAAAUCAAAGUUGGGCCAGAAACUAAAGAUAUAGCCAAUUUACAAAAAGCUGCUGAUUUUGUUAGAGCAUUUAUUUAUGGAUUUGAUGUUGAAGACGCACUUGCAUUAUUGAGAUUAGAUGAUUUAUUUGUAGAGUCCUUUGAAAUAAAGGAUGUGAAAACAUUACAAGGAGACCAUUUAGGUAGAGCUAUAGGCAGAUUAGCUGGAAAAGCUGGAAGAACAAAGUUCACAAUAGAAAAUGUAACAAAAACUAGGAUAGUGUUGGCAGAUUCAAAAAUACAUAUUUUAGGAAGUUACCAAAAUAUUGCACUGGCGAGAAGGGCUAUAUGUAAUUUGAUCAUGGGUUCUCCUCCUUCUAAAGUGUAUGGUAAUUUAAGAAAUGUUGCCAAACGCGUCGCUGAAAGGUUU